CGGAGGUCCUCACUUUCUGCUCCAGCUCCCGCCGCCGCCGCAGCUAGGAAAGCCACUACCUCCUCCUCUUCCUCCUCGUCUUUCUCCUUCUCCUCCUCCUCCUUCUCCCCAGCCUGAAGCGUUGUCUUCUGCAGCGGGGGAGAGAAGUGCUAUGUCAGGAAAGUUCCGGGAGGCAUUGGAUGGGGCCACGCUCCCUGCGCUCUGCGGCCGCCGGCGCGCAACCCUUUGUAUGAGGCAAAAGGGCUCCUGUGGAAGAUGGACGUGUUUGUUUAUUUUCCAGAAUGUGUUCCCAAGCCCAUCAGUGAAACGUGAUAGUGCUGCUUGGUGUUGAGAUGCUUGAAGAACACCCACUGACCUGCCGACGCCUUCCAUCCUACUGCAACCAUGGUCUUCUCUGCAGUGUUGACGGCAUCCCACACUGGGGCAACCAACACCACGUUUGUAGUCUAUGAAAACACCUACUCGAAUGUUACGGUGCCUGCACCAUUCCAGCAUCCUGGCAUUGGUCCGCUGCUGAGAUACAAUUCUGAAACCAUGGCUCCCACGGGGAUGAGUUCCUUGACGGUGAAUAGCACAGCUGUACCCCCAACACCAGCCGUUUAUAAGAGCCUGAACUUGCCCCUCCAAAUCAUUCUUUCUGCUAUAAUGAUAUUUAUUCUGUUUGUGUCUUUUCUUGGGAACUUGGUGGUUUGCCUCAUGGUUUACCAAAAAGCUGCCAUGCGAUCUGCCAUUAACAUCCUCCUUGCCAGCCUGGCAUUUGCAGACAUGUUGCUGGCAGUGCUGAACAUGCCCUUUGCUUUGGUAACUAUUCUUACUACCAGAUGGAUUUUUGGGAAGUUCUUUUGUAGGGUAUCUGCUAUGUUUUUCUGGUUAUUUGUGAUUGAGGGAGUAGCCAUCCUGCUCAUCAUCAGCAUUGAUAGGUUCCUUAUUAUAGUCCAGAGGCAGGACAAGCUAAAUCCAUAUAGGGCUAAGGUUCUGAUUGCCGUAUCUUGGGCAACUUCCUUUUGUAUAGCCUUCCCUUUGGCCGUCGGAAACCCUGAUCUGCAGAUACCUUCCCGAGCCCCACAGUGCGUGUUUGGAUACUCAGCCGAUCCCGGAUACCAGGCUUAUGUGAUUUUGAUUUCUCUUACUUCAUUCUUCAUACCCUUCCUGGUGAUACUCUACUCGUUUAUGGGCAUACUCAACACUCUUCGGCACAAUGCCUUGAGGAUCCAUAGCUACCCUGAGGGUAUAUGCCUCAGCCAGGCCAGCAAACUGGGUCUCAUGAGUCUACAGAGGCCCUUCCAGAUGAGCAUCGACAUGGGCUUUAAAACACGUGCCUUCACAACCAUUUUGAUUCUCUUUGCUGUCUUCAUCAUCUGCUGGGCCCCGUUCACCACCUACAGCCUUGUGGCAACAUUCAGUAAGCACUUUUACUAUAAGCACAACUUUUUUGAGAUUAGCACCUGGCUGCUUUGGCUCUGCUACCUCAAGUCUGCAUUGAACCCACUGAUUUACUACUGGAGGAUUAAGAAAUUCCACGAUGCCUGCCUGGACAUGAUGCCCAAGUCUUUCAAGUUUUUGCCGCGUCUCCCUGGCCACACGAGGCGCCGGAUACGCCCCAGUGCCGUCUAUGUGUGUGGGGAGCAUCGGACGGUGGUGUGAAUGUUGGAACUGCCUGAUGUUUUGGGUGAUGGUGGUUCUUUAUCUGACUCUGAAUUUUCUUUCACGUGGCUGUUCCACUUACACGUUACUGUUUUUCAUAGGUUUGUGUGUAAGUGUGUGUGUGCACAGUAUAAAGAAGGAAUGGUGACCAGUUAUAAAUCUGUUACCAAGGAUACACAAAAGGGAAGUGAUCACCAAUGUUACCUCCAGAAUUCAAGAGAAAUCCUUGAUUCAGGGUGGGGAGAUGGUUUUUGUUUCUUUGGUUGGCUUAGUUUUGGAGGUAGGAAUCAGGAUUGUGCUUCAUUGAGCCUGCAGUUACACUGAAUUGUAGGUGUUUGGUAUGCUGCUCAGGUGUUCUUAGUUGAGUUUAUUAAUUCUUUUUCUUCUGGAAGACACUGCUGCUUUCUGCCAUCAUAUUGGAGCCAAAAACCACAUACAUCUCAGUGGAUAAACAUUUACUUUUAUUUUAAAAACCCCAAGGGGGUUAGUGACAUUUUGAAGGUCAUUAAUAUUUGCUUUGGUGCACUUUAAGAAACAAUGUACAAACUAAUUCAAUCGUGUUUUUCAGAAUUUGUUUUUAUACAUGACAUGUUGUACUUUAGGAAACAUUGCAUUAUCAUUUCUAAGGAGAUAGUUUUUAAAAAAUUUUUCAUAUGCAUGUGCAGUUUUAAAGGAGAGAACAGAAAUGUAGAAAUUUUUCUAAGCACAAUAGCGAUUCUUCAGAGUAAUAGGGCAAAGUUAAGGAGACAGCACCCUUGCAGAUUUAAAUGGGAUGCAGUGAGGGGCGGCUGCUGUGGGCUGAGGGGAUUCUUUUACUCAAGGGUUCUCACUGAGUCCAGCAGGCCCUACCGCUUACUGGACACUUACCAUGUGCCAGGCACUGUGCAUUUUUUUAUCCUCACAGCAUCCUGUGAGGUAGGUAUUAUUUCUUUUUUAAGGUGAAGAAAGCAAGUCUCAGAGACUAAAAUUCUGCCCAAGGUUAAUGGUGGAGCUGCAAUCCAAAACAAAUUUACCGAGUCCUGGGGUGGUGCUGUUUCACGCAUCAUUCAGGUAUGGGUGCUGCAGAGCCAGGGGGAACUUAGUAUGUCCUUUUAUUUUUUAAGACUAUACAACCUUUUAAAGAUAACUCUACUUUUUAAUUACCAAAAGAAAUGUUGAAACUAUUGUAAGAAAGUCUGGGGAAUAUAAAAUGAAAUAAAAUCACUCCCAAUCUCCCUUUCAUAGUGGAACUUUAAAAUCUUAGCUAAAGGAGGCUAUCAGGAAAUAAGGUGAUUUUUUGGUUUACAAAACGAGAGACUUAACAAUUACAGAGAGGUGAAAUGCAGCUGUGCGAAGGUCCUGGCCUUGCAGGGUUGGAGGUUUCCAGUUGUUCCAGGUUUCAGCUGUUUCUGAAUGUUCUGGGGCUUCCAGAACUGCAGUGUUACCUGUGCUUGCCCCAGCAGCGCUGGAGUCUGGGAAUGUGUUCAGAGGCGAGUCUGCCACCAAGAAGCAAAUCUAAGCCCCACUGUGGGCGUAGAGCAAGUUGUAAUAGGGCAGAUCUGGGGUUUCAGGUGAUUAUUUUCUUGCUUGUGAUCUGACCCCCAAGGUGAUCCAGACCCUUUCUUUGGUCCCUUUCUCUCUUAAACCACUGAUAUGGUCUGUAAAGUAGCUGACAGGGAUGGGGCUUCAGGCUAAGGCUGUAUGUAAGGGUUGAAAGUGUAGCCUCUUGGCUACAUCAUGGGCUUUAUAAAUAAGUAAGUUAACCAUGAACACUUACGGACUUAUAGCAUCUUUUCUGAAUUUUAGUGCUUUGUGAACCAGUGGGGAAAAUGGGCCUCUGUUCCUCAGUUAUACAGCCAGAGAGCUGGAUUAAACGGAUGUAAGGUCUGGUCCAACUGUACUAUGCUUUCCUCCAUGUGAGAGUGGAGAUUUUUGGAGAACCCAGUUGAGGACAGCUUCACUCUUUGGUUCCAGCAUUACUUCUUUACUCUUUAUUUUACUAGCUAUUUCUGAACAGCGAGCAUCUGAAGAGCAUGUGGCACAGUGUCAUCAGAGGUUAGGACUUUGGCAGGUGGAUCACAUCACAAAAGACCUGGGAAACCUUGCUGUUGCAAUCGAAACAGUGUCGGAACUCAUUCUCCAGUUAAAGAGCUUUUUUUGGACUCAAGCAUGUUAUUUUAACAUGUUGUUUUGAAAUCAUCUGAUGAUAGUCACUUACCUCUGGUUUCUGCCUAAGUUCUUCACAGGUAAAAAUUUUGUGUCUGUAAGUAUCUUAUAGUACACAAACACUAUGGUAAAUACUAGCAGCAUGUAGAAGGGUAUCUACUUUCCAUUUUCAAUAUAAACUGGAUUUCAAGCAGACAUUAAGUACAUUUCCUUAGACUUUCUCUAAGGAAAGUUAGCAUGCUCUGUAUUCAUCUUAUAUAUUGGUGGUAGGCCUUGAGACUCCUUCUAGGUUGGAGCUGAAACUGAGCUUUUGUCGUCUUUUGUCAUUUUUUAUGAGCAAUUCUUAGGUACUUUUGUGCGGCCUUGUAGGCAGUGUUAUCAUUCAGUGAGAGCCCUGGAGUGCCUGCUGAGAUGCACUGUGUUUGUGAAAGAAAACAGAAGAAAGGAGGCUUUGUGCGAAUUCGGUGACAAGGACCAGCAGCUCUCUUUACACUGGAUAAUCUUGAUCAGAUGACAGUUUACAAAUCAUUUUGAGCGUUUUUUAUUAUGUAUAGAUUUUGAAAGCUUUUUAAAAAGUACUCUGGAGUACCUUUGAAAAAUUUAGGUGCAGACUCAUAUGUUGCCUAUUCCCCUAUAUUUUCUUGAGGGGAAAAUAAAUACCACUACUAAUUAUUGCCACUGACUGACAUAAUCAGAAAUGCUUUGCUUUUAUUUUUUUUUUUCUGGUCAGUAGGUAAGAAGCAUGAAAGACGGUGAAAUAUUUGUGGUCAAAAGAAAUCCCUAAUAGUCUGCAGUAGUGAUAUGUAAACUUCAAUAUGAAUAUGUGUCUAAGUGUUCCCAGGGGGGUGUCAACAGUGCAGCUGCCCAGGACCCCCAGAGGAUCUGGGAUUGGGCCCAGGAAUGCAUGCUUUUGUUUUGUUGAGCACUGUGCUUGCUGAUUCUGACACAGGUGGUCCCUGGGGCAUGCUUCAAGAAACGCUUCUAUUGAAAAUAUACCCACUUCAACAUUGUCUGUUUUGUGUUGGAAGCCAUUGUCUUCCAGUGCAUGGGUAACCCACAUUAAGAGGAGAAUCUACUUGUCAUUGAGCCUAAUGUGCUGCCACACGUGUUAGUGCUGGAUCUCACCAGUAUUAGCUGUACCUUCCUCAUCUGGCAAAAUUCUGGUCAACCGAUCUUGUUUCACGGUAGAGCAAAAAGAGUGACUUAAUACUUGAAAGUCAUGACUUUCUGGAGUCUAAUUCCCCUAGUAUCUUCUUUUCUCUGAGACAGAGAUCUUUAUUGUAUGUGACCUACUGGGGGGUAUGAGGGGAAUGUGAAGGUUCAUCUAAUUCCUGUUGCUCUGCUUAUACCAGUCGUGUUCAAUGGAAGCAUGAAGAAAAUAAAAUAACCUUUUAAACCUGUGUAUGUUGGUUGCUAACAAAGAUAUUUAAUUUUUUCAUCUUUUGUUUACAUGAAAAUAUUUAUGUAUUAUAUAUCACAGAAAAAUAUUCACUUCACAUUUUAUUCUUCCAUGAUUUUAGUUUAAGUUAAAGGACUGCUUAAUUCAAAUUAUUUUCUGAACCAUAGUCCUUCUAAACUGCCUUUAUUCAAGACUCAGUUUUUACAAUAAAAGUAUCAAAACACUUGUUUGUUAUUACAGAUAAAUGGUAAUACAUUUCUUAGAUAUAUAUUGGUACUAGUACUUUGUAAUUAAAAUAAUUUAUUUUACAAUAGUACCUGAUCUGUAUGGGGGGUCACUUUGAAUUUUGGGCUGUUAAUAUUUAGAAAUCAAAAAGUAUGGUUAUUUGUGCAUAUUCUUAUUACAACCAGGACAAA
This is a messenger RNA of Phyllostomus hastatus (greater spear-nosed bat), 5604 nucleotides long. RefSeq names its product G protein-coupled receptor 63 (gene GPR63). Bases 385 to 1644 code for a protein of 419 amino acids. The transcript has 2 exons. Gene Ontology annotation, cellular component: membrane. Gene Ontology annotation, molecular function: G protein-coupled receptor activity. Gene Ontology annotation, biological process: G protein-coupled receptor signaling pathway. Lineage: Eukaryota; Metazoa; Chordata; Mammalia; Chiroptera; Phyllostomidae. The record is from RefSeq and is a predicted model, not a curated record.